AUGUUACAUUUUCGGUCAACGGUAGCGCUCAAGGAGUUAUUUCAAACCCAGCUGAAGCGUCCGUUGACAGGUAGAGCUGGUGUUAAAGUGACACCUGCGACCGCCGCCUUCUUCAGCACCGCCCGCCUGGAUGGGAGAUCACCGGGAAGAGGGAGGGCUUUUGCCCCGCAGCAUUUCACCAGAAGGCACGCCGUGCGAAGCUUUUGCUCCAAGGGUGACGGACACAAUGAAGCCGCCAAGGACUCUUCGGCAGAGAAGAGAAGGAAGGCAGGCAUCCUGCCAAGUCUGGAGGACCUGCUCUUCUACACCAUCGCAGAGGGCCAGGAAAAAAUCCCUGCACACAAAUUCACCACAGCUCUUAAAGCCACAGGGCUUCGCACGGGAGACCCCCGGCUGAAGGAAUGUAUGGAGAUGCUGAAAAUGACCGUGAAGACGACGUCUGAUGGAGCACUGGACCGACACCUCUUCAAAAAGUGCGUCCAGAGCAACAUCGUUCUGCUGACUCAGGCCUUCAGGAAGAAGUUUGUCAUCCCGGACUUCCAGUCCUUCUGCGCCCACAUAGACGAGCUCUAUGCCAACGCCAAAAACAUGCCAGGAGGGCAGGUGGCCGACUACAUCCCCCAGCUGGCCCGCUUCAGCCCGGAUCUGUGGGCCGUCUCCCUGUGCACCGUGGACGGACAGAGGCACACUGUCGGCGACACCAAGGUUCCUUUCUGUCUGCAGUCUUGUGUGAAGCCGCUGAAAUACGCCAUCGCCGUUCACGACCACGGCACCGAGUACGUCCACCGCUUCAUCGCCAAAGAGCCCAGCGGUCUGCGAUUCAACAAGCUCUUCCUGAACGAGGAAGAUAAACCACACAACCCCAUGGUUAAUGCUGGCGCUAUCGUCUGCACCUCCCUCAUUAAGCAAGGGGCGAGCAACGCUGAGAAGUUUGAUUAUGUCAUGAACUUCAUGAACAAGCUGGCAGGGAACGAGUACGUGGGCUUCAGCAACGCCACUUUCCAGUCGGAGCGAGAGUCUGGAGACAGAAACUUUGCCAUCGGCUACUACCUGAAGGAGAAAAAGUGUUUUCCAGAGGGGACGGACAUGACUUCCAUCCUCGACUUCUACUUCCAGCUGUGCUCCAUCGAGGUGACCUGUGAGAGCGCCAGCGUCAUGGCGGCGACUCUGGCCAACGGCGGCUUCUGUCCAAUCACAGGAGAGCGUGUGCUGAGCCCCGAGGCGGUGCGAGACACUCUGAGUCUGAUGCAUUCCUGCGGCAUGUACGACUUCUCCGGACAGUUCGCGUUCCACGUCGGUCUGCCGGCUAAAUCUGGUGUCGCCGGUGGGAUUCUGCUGGUUGUUCCAAACGUGAUGGGCAUCAUGUGUUGGUCUCCUCCGCUCGACAAGCUGGGCAACAGCGUCAGAGGCAUCCAGUUCUGCACGGACCUGGUUUCCCUCUUUAACUUCCACAACUAUGACAACCUGAGACACUUUGCUAAGAAACUGGAUCCUCGCAGGGAGGGAGGCGACCAGAGGGUGAAGUCAGUGAUCAAUCUGCUGUUUGCUGCUUACACCGGAGACGUCUCAGCCCUGAGGAGGUUUGCGUUGUCCUCCAUGGACAUGGAGCAGAGGGACUACGACUCCAGGACGGCGCUGCAUGUGGCAGCUGCUGAAGGACACGGGGAGGUGGUUCGCUUCCUGCUGGAGGGCUGUAAAGUCAACCCAGUUCCCAAAGACAGGUGGGGCAACACACCGAUGGAUGAAGCGGUCCACUUUGGCCACCACGACGUGGUGACCAUCCUCCGUGAUUACCACACCCAGUACAGCCCUCAGGAAAGCACCGGCGACAAGCAGAACGCAGAGACCAACCUGGACGGUAUGCUCUGAUGGAAAGCAGCUGCGUGAGUUCGCUGAGAAAACGUCUUAAAUCUGCGUCAGAAGGAAAUCCCAUUUAAUAACAGACAUAGAAACAGUUUAGAACAUAAAACCCAGACAAUAAACUGCAGUGGAUCAAAGGUUCCUUUAGAAACAACGUAACAGUCCCCUUCACACGAGGCGUCCCUCCAGAGUAAAAGCUCCUCAUGCUAUUAGAUGUUGUUGGUUUUGUAAUAUAUUAUAUAUUGUAUUUACUUUGAGUUGUUUAAUUUCUCCUUCUGUAUUCAGCUUUGUAGGAAGUAACCAGCCGCCACGUUGAAUGCUGGGUAAAUUCAGCUGCGGCUGGUAAGACGACCGCCUCUUGUUAUUCACGUCUAAAUUAUCGUUUUUAUUUUGAAAAGCUGAAAAUGGGAAGUAGCAGGCGUUUUGUACCCUGGUUCAAAAACCUUCGUCACAUCAUCAUCACAACGUGGUGGAAUGUAUCUUCCCCCAAUACUAAAGUGUGUGUGUGUGUGUGUGUGUGUGUGUGUGUGUGUGUGUGUGUGUGUGUGUGUGUGUGUGUGUGUGUGUGUGUGUGUGUGUGUGUGUGAUAUGAGUGUAAAUACGUGUAUAGUUGUGCUUCUGUCGUCGAACAGCUGGAUUCUGAAACUCAGUAUUUCAAUUUAAACAUGAAUAUUUACAUUUUAAACGUUGAAGGUGUUGAGUUUUUGUUUUACGCUCCAAAAAUGUAGUUUUAUUUUUCACACUUUCAUUUGAUAUUUAUUUGUUUUUUACAGGAAUCAAUAAGCGAGUCAGCCAAAGUUCAGGUUGUUCUAUGAAAGAGUUUCUAAAUGAUAUACGACACUGCCGGUGCGGACAGCAUCUUGAAUCACUGCAAACGUCCCAGAAGUUUGUUUUACGUUUGCACUCGACAAUAGAAAGAGAAGUCAGAGGCUCCACAUGUGGGACUGAAUGGUGCUUAACACAUCUACAAUAAUGACCUUUGAUUUAAUAAUGCAGCCAUAAAAACAACACAUUUCUGUAAUGAGACAAAUCUUCGUGCACCGGUUCCUUUCUUUUCAUGCUCUUAACUCUCCGGCUGAUUUCAAUCUUAAUGUUCUUCAGAAUCAAGGCUUUGAAAGCAGAAACUGCUGACUCUGUAAUGUAUCACGUGUUCUUUAUGUAACGCUGUUGCUGCAGAAGACUCAGGAAGGUCCCGUCUGGUUCCACAGCAGACAUGAAACUCUACACUGAAGGAGCUUCACCAUGCAGACAGAUUGUUUUAGUUUCAUCUGUAAUGUGCAGAAGAAUCUGUCAUACUUGAAAAGUUGUGCAGAUGUUUAGUUUCUCCAGAGGUUUCGUGUGUUUGGAUGUUGUUUCUGUACAAACAUGUCUGCGAUAUUAACAAUCCGCACAUUCUGUUCAGAUUCAGUGCGUUCGUAAGCCUCAGGUCGGGGUCAGUUCAUGCACUUAAAAUUAAGUUAAAAAUGUAUUAGAAGCACAAAACUAACUACCUAAAAAUGCAAUAUUCUGAGAACAAUUAGCAAUACAAAUACAAUGAUUGUACGAUCAAAUUAGCCAUAUGGAUCUGAUCCGAUCCCGACCUGUCGUAGAAAUGAAUCCGUUUGCAGCCACUGAAUUCUGAAUGUGACGUGUUUGCUGUCGUUUCUUCUUCAUGUGUAUUUAUUCUGCCGAGUGUCACAGGCAGUUCAGAUAUUUACGUUCACAGAUCAAACAUUUAAUAAAAGUCUUCUCGUGUA
Molecule: messenger RNA, 3596 nt
Organism: Cottoperca gobio
Lineage: Eukaryota; Metazoa; Chordata; Actinopteri; Perciformes; Bovichtidae
Gene: glsa
Product: glutaminase a
Exons: 18
Coding region: 1-1869 (622 amino acids)
Biological process (GO): L-glutamine catabolic process
Molecular function (GO): protein binding; glutaminase activity
Source: RefSeq, a predicted model, not a curated record